ACAUUUGUUGUCGGUUUGUACUUUUGUGAUUUGUCAAAAUAAUUAUGAGUAAAUGGCUAACAGCUGUUUUUCUUUUGAUUUAACCAAGUGUCUACGUUUAUAAAAGGUAGAUAUUUUUGUAGUGUAGGUCAUGCUAGUUACUAUUAGUUUUAACAUUAAACUUGAAAAUGAAACAAAGCAUUUUUAACAGGACACGUCUAUUUCAAAACGGGGAUGAAGUAGUUUGUGGUAUGAAUAGCACUAUGGACAAUGCUUUAAACUACAAUGGAAAUAUACAGUUACAUAGAAUAAAGCCACAAGAUCAUUUCAUUGAAGCACAGGUUCAAGAAGGAGACACUUUGCAAGCCAUUGCCCUUCGAUUCCAUUGUUCUAUAUCAGAAUUAAAAAGAAUUAAUCAUAUACAUAAAGAUAAUGAAAUUUUUGCUAGACAUACAAUCAAGGUACCCGUUACACCAUAUUCUGUUCUUACUGAAAUAGUACCUAACUCAAAAGAUCCAGAAUUAAUUACUUCAACGUCUAAACAUGCCCCUACUUUACUCACAAUGGAAAAUUUAUUGGAAAGUCCUGUGCAAAGGCUACAACUGAAAGAUAAAGAUGGAAAAGAUGCUGAUUUUGAAAUAGAUUGUAAUGCUGUUGUAUUAAACAGCACACUUGCUCCAUCUGUUGUUCCAUAUACAGAUAUAGAUACAAAUGAAUCAGUAUCUGAAGAUACACAGCUAUUACCAAAUAAAGAGAGAGAAUCUGUGGAGACGGUAGUAGUAAAACAGUUGACAUCACAAGGAGCUGAUUUUGGCUUAAAGUGGUUCCAUCUUGUAUGUUUUAUACUUUUACUAGGAGUAAUUGCUCCCAUAGUAUAUGUACUGUUCUUUUUAGGUAAACAUGAACAUUCAGAUAUUCCACCAUUACAUCCAACAUGAUUGGAGACUUUCUAAGAUUGAAGAGCUUUAAAACAUUUUGACCUUUUUUACUAUUUUUAAGAAAAUGAUGUGAUUUUAAAAUAAAUUGUAUUGUAAGUAA
Molecule: messenger RNA, 1017 nt
Organism: Pieris brassicae (large cabbage white)
Lineage: Eukaryota; Metazoa; Arthropoda; Insecta; Lepidoptera; Pieridae
Product: lysM and putative peptidoglycan-binding domain-containing protein 3
Exons: 3
Coding region: 168-917 (249 amino acids)
Source: RefSeq, a predicted model, not a curated record